GAUCUGUCCCAAAGCCAAGGUCUGCGCCACUCUCCGCGUAACGCACCCUUUAAUCAGCCGGUAAUUUUUCCCUUGGUUCCCGGUUGAAUACCAACAACAGAGAUGUCUUUUACGAAAUUACGUCAGUGACCCUUUUUUGAAGCCCGCCCGCCUCGUCAGUCAACAGCCUGCCGCAGUAAAGCGGCCUGUGACAGGCGCUUGCAGUAGUUACACUUUGCUAUAACUCAAUAACCAAACGUAAACUUUGGUGGAGUCAGCCUCUGAAAACCUAGCCCCCUCCCCUUCUACUGUGUAUUCAAUAAGUUGGGUUUGCAGAUCAUGGAGGUGCAUGCUUCUCUUCUGUGUGAAACUUCAGUUUGAGCCAAUGAAUCCUUGGCUGAAUCCUUGGCUUACAUCAUGUCCUUCUUAUCUGAUUUUGGAAGUGAACCUACAGAGGAAGGAACUGAGCCUUGUGUAGAGAUAAUUGAACAACCAAAACAGCGUGGCAUGCGUUUCCGCUAUAAGUGUGAGGGACGGUCUGCUGGUAGCAUCCCUGGAGAACACAGCUGUGAAGCCACCAAAACCUUUCCUACUAUAAAGAUUCAUAGAUAUGUGGGUGCAGCAAAAGUUCGCAUCUCUCUAGUUACAAAAGAUACACCAUAUGCUCCACAUCCACAUGAACUAGUUGGGAAGGACUGUAAAGAUGGCUAUUAUGAGGCAGAUCUGCCCAGUGAGCGAAAUAUACAUAGUUUCCAGAAUUUGGGUAUCCAGUGUGUUAAAAAGAAAGAUCUGGAAGAAGCUGUAACUCAUCGAUACCGAACAAACAACAACCCUUUUAAUGUUUCACAAGAUGAGGGUAUCCGUGAAAUUGAUAUGAAUGCUGUCCGACUCUGCUUCCAGGUGUUUAUCAGAGAUGCAUUUAGUGGCCAGUUUGUAUCUGUUCAGCCUGUAGUCUCCAAUCCCAUCUACGACAACAGAGCCCCUAAUACUGCAGAGUUAAAAAUUUGUCGAGUGAACAAGAAUUCAGGGUACUGUAAAGGAGGGGACGAGAUUUUCUUACUCUGUGAUAAAGUCCAGAAAGAAGACAUAGAAGUGCGUUUCUUUGAAGGUUCAUGGGAAGCAAAAGGGACAUUUUCACAGGCAGAUGUCCACAGACAAGUGGCAAUUGUAUUCAAGACACCAGCAUACUAUGAUCUCAAGAUAAAGGCUCCUGUGAAGGUUCAAAUGCAGCUGCGUCGUCCUUCUGAUAAAGAAGUGAGCGAACCAAUGGAAUUCCAGUACUUACCUGUAAUUGAAGAUUUGUUUGGUGUGGCAGAGAAGCGCAGGAGAACAAUGACCAGCUUUGCAAAGCUCGUGGAGAAGGGAAACUUUACAGAUUCCAAGCUGUCCGAAAGGAAAAUAGCUGCACCUUUGUCAAAACUAGGUUCAUCAGGUGCUCGUCUUAAAGUGUUUGGAAGCAUGCCACAGACAGUGGCCAGCCGUUCUUCGGAAACACUGCCAGUCCCUCAGUUCAACAUGCAGCAUUUUACCUCUGAAUUUGAUUAUGCGCGUCCAGCUGAGGUGUUUGACUCUUCUGCAUCUUCAGUACAAGAAACAUUUUAUAAUACUGCAUCUACAACGCAGCGAACUCAUUCAUCUUAUGGAGACUCAGCAACACUUUUUCCAAGUAGUAGUGGGGUGGAUUUCCACCCUACACUAAGAGGAUCCUCACAGCUUGGACAAUAUUCCACUGUAGACCAAACAGAGAUACUAAAUUUAGGACUGACUGUGGGGUCUAGUGAACAUAGCCAUGAACUUCAGAGCAUGUUCCCAAGUCUCAGAGCUGAUCUCCUUCAACCAGAUCCUCUACCAGACUUUAGUAGCUUUGUGUCUGAUACAGACUACAGGAGCACCAGCUUAACAAGUAUUGAUAACACUGAAUUUGCAGCACUUUUAAAAGCAGAGGUAGACCGCCAUCAGACAGGACAUGACCAGACUCCACCAAGGCCAGAGAUUGAAGAUGAGCCUGAAAACAGCAGUAGCACCACACAAGACAGUAGCCAAGCAACAAUAACUUAUCCUGAGUCAAUAAGGAAGGUAUUGUCAUCAUUCUCUGGAUGUAUGCCUAGUAAUGUACCGGAUUUUAUGAACGGGAUUUCAACAAACCAAGAAGUGGUGCCUGAAGAACAGGAUGAAUGUUUUUCCAUGAUUGAUCUUGAUCUCCAAACUCUCCUUAACAUGGAGUGACGGAAGAGAUUUGUUUAAGAAGUCAACAAAUUAUGACUGUGUGACUGCAUAAAAAUAACUGCAGAGUUCUCUAUUCUUUAACAAAAGAGGUUUAAUUAAUUUGCUAAGGUUUUUUGCCUAAAUUAGGCAAUAACCAUACUGCCUACCUAAAUGGCUGUCAAAAAAGUAGGAAAGUUGUCAUAGUACAUAGCCAUCUGAACUGAAACUGUCCAGGGUCAAUUUGUAUAAACAGUAGUUCUGCAUUAUUCAGAAAGCCUAGCUGAUAAAUGUACUGAAAGCUUCAAACAUCUAACUGUAGUUAGUUCUGCCCUGAAGCAGAUUUUGCAGGAUUUGGAAUAGUUGUUGAUGUAGUUGAUGGUUAUAAUUUAAACUUGUUUGAUGCAUCCUUCCUACAACACUAUUACUGUUUUUUUUUUCUGGGGCUAGGAGCUUCAGCCAUUUAGAACCUGUAUUUUUGCAGUGUGGUUGUUACUGGUUCCUUUGCAAGCAUUUAUUGUUACUACAGCUAAACAACCCAAGUAAGAUAUUUUAAAAGAAAAUCACAAGUGGACUCUUAAUCACAAAUAUUGCAUUAUGUUAUUAAAUCUUUAAUGUACUUCACUUGCCCAGUGUAUGGUUCACAUAUCCUGCUAUAGGAUGACUCAUGGACAUCUAAUCUCUCUGCUGGAAAUCCAGUUGAUAAUAAAAUAACUGAAUCUUGUGGAUUCAGUUUAUUUUCUA
Protopterus annectens (West African lungfish) is the source of this 2925-nucleotide messenger RNA. RefSeq names its product putative transcription factor p65 homolog. The record is from RefSeq and is a predicted model, not a curated record. The coding region runs from base 397 to 2205 and encodes 602 amino acids. Gene Ontology annotation, molecular function: DNA-binding transcription factor activity, RNA polymerase II-specific; RNA polymerase II cis-regulatory region sequence-specific DNA binding. Gene Ontology annotation, cellular component: cytoplasm. Gene Ontology annotation, biological process: inflammatory response; response to cytokine; cellular response to stress. Lineage: Eukaryota; Metazoa; Chordata; Ceratodontiformes; Protopteridae. The transcript is spliced from 12 exons.